CAAGUAAACUGUCUCAAACUCUUCUGAAAAAUCUGUUACGACAGCUACGCAGUCUCUGUUUUAAUAAGAAUACUACAGUAUAUAGUACCAAAAAAUCUGAGAAAGCACCCACACUCUUUCACACACAGAUACAGAUAUGGCUUCCUCCAGCAGUCUCCAGUCUGAAGAGCAGUACCUGUGCUCUAUCUGUCUGGAUGUGUUCACUGAGCCAGUCACCACUUCAUGUGGACACAACUUCUGCAUGGCCUGUAUCACAAAGUACUGGAAUAGCAAGGACCUGUGUCAAUGUCCACUGUGUCAGGAGACAUUUUCCAGACGACCUAAGCUUCGUGUCAAUACAACAUUCAGAGAGGUUGUAGAGAAUUUUAAAAAGAUGAGAGAAAGAGGUAGAAAUGGGUCCCGUCCUAAACCUAAAAUAGUGCCCUGUGAUGUCUGCACUGGGAGGAAGCGCAAGGCCCUAAAGUCCUGCCUGGUGUGUCAGACCUCGUUCUGUGAGACUCACCUGGAGCCUCAUCAGAUAGCCUCACCCUUAAAGAGACACAAACUGAUCGACCCUGUGGUGAACCUAGAAGACAGGAUGUGUAAGAAGCAUGACAGACUCCUGGAGAUGUUCUGUAGGACUGACCAGACAUGUGUGUGUCAGUUCUGCAUUGAGGCAGACCACAAGACUCAUGACACUGUCCCUAUAGAGGAAGAGUGUGGAGAGAGGAAGGCUCAACUGGGGAAAACUGAGGCAGAAGUGCAGCAGAUUAUCCAGGAGCGACUGAAGAAGGUUAAAAGGAUCAAACUUUCAGUAGAUCUUAGAAAGAAAGAAGCAGAGAGAGAGAAAGCAGAGAGUGUGCAGGUCUUCACUGCUCUGGUGUGCUCCAUUAAGAAAAGCCAGGGUGAGCUUGUUAAGGUAAUUGAGGAGAAGCAGAAAGCAGUAGAGAGGCAGGCUGAAGGGCUCAUUAAAGAGCUGGAGCAGGAAAUCACUGAGCUAAAGAGGAGAAGGACUGAGCUGAAGCAGCUCUCACACAGUGAGGACCACCUCCAACUUCUCCAGAGCUUCCUAUCCCUAGUGUGCAACCCUCCACCCACCAAGGACUGGUCUGAUGUAAGUGUUCACAGUGAUCUGUUUGUGGGGACUGUGAGGAGAGCUGUGUCUCAGCUGGAGGAGACACUGAAUAAAGAGAUGGAGAAGCUGCCUGAAGUCAAACUGAAGAGGAUUCAGCAGUAUGCAGUGGAUGUGACUCUGGAUCCUGAUACAGCACAUCCCUGGCUCAUCCUGUCUGAAGAUGGGAAACAAGUGAGAACUGGAGACACGGAUCAGAAUCUUCCUGACAAUCCAAAAAGGUUUGAUCGUUUUGCCAUUGUUCUUGGAAAGAAUGGCUUCUCCUCAGGGAGAUUUUACUAUGAGGUGAUUGUUAAGGGGAAGACUUCAUGGGUUUUAGGAGUGGCAAGAGAGUCCACUGACAGGAAGGAGAAUAUCACACUGACACCUGAGAAUGGACUCUGGACUGUGAUGCUAAGGGAUGAGAAUGUGUACCAAGCCUGUACCUCCCACUAUAUCCUCCUCUCCCUGAGAGAGAAGCCCCAAAAGGUUGGGUUGUUUAUUGAUUAUGAGGAGGGUCAGGUCUCCUUUUAUGAUGUGGAGGCCAGGUCUCAUAUCUAUUCUUUCACUGGCUGCAACUUUACAGAGACACUCUAUCCAUACUUAGGCCCCUCUGGUAAUGAUGAUGGUCAAAACUCAGCCCCUCUCAUCAUCUCUCCUGUCAAUCACACACACUGAUUAAACAAAUCAGUUACUUUUCCAAGUCAUUACAUGUAUCGAUAUUUUUACAAAUUAGUAUAUAUAGUCAUGUUGACAUUACACAUUAUUAGAAUGUCCACAGAUCUCCUCUGAAAUAUUAUCAUCAAAUUAAAAUGGAAACUGUUCUGUACAUCUUAAUAUACCGAGUGCAUUAACCCCCAAUGUAAUGUUGAAAGAACGAGACUUGUUCAUUAUAAAUGGCUUAGGUUUUUCCACCUCAAACAUCGUCACAUUUGUGAGAUAACGUUAGCAUCACAAACCCAACCGUCAUCAAAGAUACUCUAGAAAGGAGGCAAUGCAUAAUUUGAUUUAGGGUUUUUUGCUGAGUCACGCGGUUGCUAAGCUAAUAGUCACUUCAAUCAACACAAAUUAAAUUAAAAAGUAACAAAAGUUAUGUUGCUUUAAUUAUUAAUAUAAUUUAGGUCUAAUGCUGACAAUUUUUCUCUCUCUUAACCUCUUAUUCUCUCUCAAAGAGAAGCUAAUGAAAUGGCACAUCCGUAGCCUUUGAGAUGGUUGUGGAUGUAGCUGAAUGUGAUGGAGGACCUACUUUCCCUUUGAGCUGGUUGUGGAUCAAGGUCAGGAUGGCCACGGUACCCAGGUGGAAGUGGGCCAGUCAUAGCAUAGAGGAAAGGAUAGGGGUCAGGGUCAGCUGGGAUUUAUUCCUGAUAUCCACCACAAGGUCGAGGAAAAUGGAGUUAGGAAAUAGUCAAACUGAUACAGGACAGACCUGGAUUCAAAUAGUAUUUGUUUUCUUUCAGAUACUUUGAGCGUUUGACUGAGCCUGCAUAUGGAGUGCCAGACAUAGACAUUUAAUAAUUAUAUUUCUAUGGUGCCAGAUUGAUGAUGUGGUUAUAUUGCACCUGGGAAGCUCAAUCAAGUGCAGCUAACGUAUUUGACAGAAGAAGAAAUAUACUUUGAACCCUGGUCUGAUACAGGGACAUUUCCAAUUCACCAGAUCACCAUCACAAACAUUUCAUUUCGUUCAAUAUAUUGUUUUAUUGUUGGGUAUAUAUACAUUAUUGUUUUUAUAUUUGGGUAUGUUGUUUUAUUGUUUGUCUCUCUUAGUGGAUAUCUUAAUGACAUACAGACACAAACCCAUGUCCAAGAUUGAACUGAUCCUCUCUUGCCCCACAGCUCUCACAAAGACAAGUGGAUAUUGACUGUUUUCAUUUUAUUUUAUUAAUCUGCAUAAAAUGUUUAGUAAUGACUUAACGUUUCCACAAUUUAGAUAUUGUCAGUUAUGAUCAUGCAUUGCCUCUGACAUUUGACAACUUCACUAUUUGUCUUACAGAAAGUAAUAUAAAACUUUCUUAUCAGAGUAAAUGGCUAUUUCAUGUUUGAGCCACCGUAGUAACAUGAUCCUUUUAACAGGCGAGGGAGAACACCUUGCACAAAUUUAGAAAAAAAAAAAAUCACAAACUUUCCAAAAAUGUCCAUGCAAGAAGACUUUAAACAAGCUCUAGACUGAGAUGGAGUUUUUUCAGACAGAAAGGUACCUGUUAAUCAUCUGUUAUGCUAGUCAGUUGUAUUUGUCUUACAGUUAGUGAGUGCAUAAUUAUUUUUUUUCAUACUGGUCCCCUGUGGAAAUCAAACCCACAACCCUGGCGUUGUAAGCGCCAUGCUCUACCAACUGAGCUACACGGGACUCGUCACCACACGCCUACAAAACCCCCCAAUAAAAUUCCUAGAAACUGGCCAUGAGUAGAUAUGAUGGUGAAAGCUACAUAUACGUACACAUACCAUACUGUUAGUUAGCUGUCUGUGAGUGCUGUUAAUGUAGAGACUAAUGACUACUUGGAAGCUCCAUUUGAGGAGAUUUGGGCGUAUGAUGUCCUUUGUAAAUGAGUUGUAACAUGGAAUGUUCCAUUCAAGGAUGCAAAGUUGUUCUUUACAACGUGUUUUGAUUGGAUGCGUAGCAACGACAAGGGGCCUUUCUGAAAUGCUGACUCACGUUACUAUGAAACAAAGAAUGAAGAGAGAUCAGCCAUGUGAAGGGUUAAUUAUGUUCCAGAGCACAGAGCAACACUGGGUGGGGAGGAGCAUGUCAACAUCACUUUAAGUGAAACUGAAGUGUUUAGACGUACUGUAUGUUGCGCACACAAGUAAACUGUCUCAAACUCUUCUGAAAAAUCUGUUACGACAGCCACGCAGUCUCUGUUUUAAAAAGAAUACUACAGUAUAUAGUACCGAAAAAUCGGAGAAAGCACCCACACUCUUUCACACACAGAUACAGGUGAGUAGAGAUUAACAAGGGCAGGUGAAGAUAAAUUCUACUGUGUGAAUUCUUGCAUUCUACUGUUUUCUUUAUCAACUACAAUACUCUCUGUAUGUUUAACUUUAUUUUGAAAAUUGACUAA
Messenger RNA from Coregonus clupeaformis (lake whitefish), 4146 nucleotides. RefSeq names its product E3 ubiquitin-protein ligase TRIM39-like. The transcript is spliced from 2 exons. Bases 137 to 1768 code for a protein of 543 amino acids. The record is from RefSeq and is a predicted model, not a curated record. NCBI's taxonomy places the organism in Eukaryota, Metazoa, Chordata, Actinopteri, Salmoniformes, Salmonidae. Gene Ontology annotation, molecular function: zinc ion binding; protein binding.